Molecule: messenger RNA, 2859 nt
Organism: Juglans microcarpa x Juglans regia
Lineage: Eukaryota; Viridiplantae; Streptophyta; Magnoliopsida; Fagales; Juglandaceae
Product: interactor of constitutive active ROPs 3-like
Exons: 5
Coding region: 706-2580 (624 amino acids)
Source: RefSeq, a predicted model, not a curated record
AUUUUAACUUGAAAAGCUGAACAUCCAUUUUCAACAUGGAUAAUAAGUUCUUGAGAAGUUAAUCCAAGGUUUUUCCUCAUUUUUAUUUCUGGUUCCUUUAAAAUUCAUUUAUAUUUUCUAAAAGGAAAAAGAUUCCGAGAAACCAUUCAUUGACGGUGUUUUCGGGACACAAUCAGAGCGUAAGAGCUGUUUUGGACAACUUUUUUGUGCCCAAAAAAAUUCAAAACCCCAAAUUGCACAGUGUUCUCAUUUCAUCGCGGCGAAACUGGAGGGGAUGACAGCUUCCGCUUUCGAAAUUAUAAAAAUGCCCCACUAUGGACUAAAUUCAACGUUUGAAUUUUUUGUCUGUCAUGUGGAGAUAACGGUGAUUUCUGUAAUUUGCCCACUGUUUCUGUAGCCGUAGGGCCCCUUUGACGAGAAUAAAUGAGUAAUGGGUUUUCAGUAUGUUAUACAGUGAACACUGGUAAGAGUGGGUGGAGGUGAAGGUGAAAUUGACUCAUUGAUCUUUGGCUUAACUUUCUCAAAAUGCUCUGAGCCGCUCCUUCCCUCUUUGGGAUUUCUUUUUUCUUUUUGCUUUGAUUUUUAUUUUUUAUUUUUUAUUUAUUUACAAGAAAAUUUAUAGCCUUGUGGGUCAGGCAGCAUUGAAGUAGCUAAGUUCAUACAUCAACCCCAUUUGCAACUUGUUCCCGGGAAGGCUGUUAAAUCAUGCAGACCCCAAAAGCAAGAAGUGGCUCCUCAGAGGUGCCUCAAAAAGUUUCUCCUCGAGCUGUGCGCCGCCAACUCAAGCCGGCUGCAUUAGAGACUGACAGUGCAUCUGCCUCAACUCAAACUAGUAAAGCAUCCAAAGAUAGAAGCCCAAAAGUUAUUGAACGCAGGUCACCACGAAGCCCCGCGUCUGAGAAGAAGCGCCCAAGCAGAAUAUCAGAAUUGGAAUCCCAGGUCUCUCAACUUCGGGAGGAACUGAAGAAGGCAAAAGACCAGCUGAGUUUGUCGGAAUCAUGGAAGCAGCAAGCGCAGCAAGAUGCUGAGGAGUCCAAGAAGCAACUAUCGGCCUUGUCCUUAAAGCUUGAAGAGUCCCAGAAGCAGCUUCUGGAGCUGUCCAAUUCUGGGGAAGCUGGUGUGUUUAACCUCCAAGAGAUCUCACAAGAACAUGAUCGAGCAAGGCCGUAUGAGCUUGAGGCUAUCCAGAAGCAGAAUUCAGUUGAUUCAGCUGCCUUGGCUUCUGCCAUGAAUGAGAUUCAGCAGCUUAAGUUCCAGCUUGAAAUGGUAGCUAAAUCUGAGGCUACACAAACCAAGCAGGUAGAAUUAGCAAAUGCAGAGAUGCAGAGCUUGAAAGGAAACCUUGCAGAAACUGUGUGUCUUAUGGAGAGCAUGAAAAACCAGCUACAGGAUUGCAAAGAAUCAGAAGCUCAUGCCAAAGCAAUGGUUACUGAAACUCUGCUGCAACUGGAAACUGCUAAAAACACUGUUGAGAUGCUCAGGUCGGAUAGCAUGAAAGCCAUUGAAGCUUACAAUUCCAUUGGCUCCGAGCUAGACCAGUCAAGGGCACAUGUGAACUUACUAGAGGGACUUGUUAGAAAACUUGAGGCAGACCUAAAAAAUGCUAGUGGUGAGCUUUAUCAAAAUCCUUCAGGUGAUGAUGACCUUGAGCUGGAACUUGUAAGAAACCACGAGAUCGAGGAAUCAAUAGACAGUAAAGCAGGACUUCAUUCUUUGAAGUCUGAGGUGGCACGGUUAAGAUCUGCUCUAGAAAGUGCUGAGACCAAAUUCCAUGAAGAACAAAUUCGAAGCACGGUGCAGAUAAGAAGUGCUUACGAACUCAUGGAGCAGAUAAAAUCUGGAUCAAGUCUGAGAGAGGCUGAACUAGAGGCAGAGCUAAAAAACACAAAAGCAGAUGUUGAAGAGUUGAAAGCAAAUCUGAUGGAUAAGGAAACUGAAUUACAGGGUGUUUUGGAGGAGAAUGAGGGGUUGAAUUCAAAACUUGGGAAGAACCACUCAUACCAGAAAGAAUAUGAACUGGGAAAGGAGCUGAAGAAAUUAAAUGAACAUGUUGCAGACUUGAGGGCCAAUUUGAUGGAUAAGGAGACAGAAUUACAGGGUAUAACGGAGGAAAAUGGAAUUCUGAAAUUGGAAGUCAAGAAAAGGGAAAUGAACAGGGCUAAAGUGAAUGAUGAGGUGGCUGCAGAAGUAGAGGCAGCGAAGAUUGCACAGCGAGAGGCUCUUGUGAAGCUUGGGAUUGUGAUGGAGGAAGCAGAUAAGAGCAACAGGAGGGCAGUGAGGGUGGCUGAGCAGCUUGAGGCAGCACAAUCAGCAAAUUCAGAAAUGGAAGCAGAGUUGAGAAAGCUAAAGGUGCAGUCUGACCAGUGGAGGAAGGCUGCAGAAGCAGCUGCAGCCAUGCUUUCGGCCGGGAAUAAUGGGAAGCUCAUGGAAAGAACUGGGUCCUUGGACAGCAACUAUAAUCCGGUUGCAGGGAAGAUUAGCUCGCCUUACUCGGAAGACACCGAGGAUGAUUUGAUGAAGAAGAAAAAUGGUAACAUGCUAAAGAAGAUUGGAGUGCUGUGGAAGAAGCCACAGAAAUAGGAAGACAAUGACACAGGUUAUUUUGGUUGGUCGGUACAACCAAAUUGUUUUAUUCUGAAGUAAAAUGCUUGCACUCACUCUCCCGAAGAUUGUAGGUGUAAUGGCAGUGAUUUUCUCAGCCUUUUGAGGUCAUGUUAUGUUAACCCAGAACGUACAUACUGUAGUAGCAAAUUUCAUGCUUUAUGCAAAAAAUUGAGUUGCCCUGUUUUUAAAUUCUGAAGGAGAUUCGUAUCAUGCUCCAGGACAAUGAUGGAAUUAAUGAUAGACAUGUUUUUCACA